CAUUAUACAGCUGUUGAAGGUUGGUUGAGCUGGAAAAAUAAAUAAUAAAAAUGAGGGCUAUAGUUUGUGUAUUUGUCGCGCUUUUGGCCUGCGCGGUGGCCUACGAUGUGGAGCUUCUAAGCGAGGCUGAAUGGAAUCGUUUGGUGGAGCGAAAUCCUGUGAAGCCGGAUGCGCAGGGCUUGAUUCUAAAUUCGCAGGCUAAGAAGGCCAUGAAGAAUAUGAUGGCUCAAAUGCCUUGCGGCUGGCCCGAAUAUGGCAUACCGCCAUUGGCGCCCUACACAAAUGCUGAGUUUGAAAUCAAUUUGGCAAAAUCUGUGGUCGACUCUCUGCUGCAAUUUCUGCGUUUCCGUCUGGAUGGUUUGGACGAAAUGGAGAUCAAGAAGAUGAAAGUCAGCUACACUUUCAGCAAAAAGGUGCAGUUCCAUUUCAAUUUCAAGGAGCUAAAGGCCACCUCUCAUGUGCUGAACACCGACACCUUCGUCGAUCUGAUGCGCGAAUUGGGUUUGAGCGUGCGCUAUGAGGGCACUGGACCGCUGGCCUUCACCCUGGAGAAUCUGUCCAUUCAGGGACAGUUCAAGUAUAAGAUGCCAUUCAUUUUCGGUUCCAUCAAAAUCUAUAAAUUCGAAUGUGUGGUGGCCUUGGGCGGCGUCAAGUCCAGCAUUGGUGGCAUCUUGGGUAAUGGCAGCAUCAAUGAGAUGAUUAACGAUAUGAUUGAGUAUGAAGUGCCUGCCUUCAUAAAUGGACGCCAGAAGGAAAUAAGCGAGAAGAUUGAGUCUAUUUUUGUACCCCUUGUCAAUGAAAAGUUGAAGGGUCAUAAGGUCUGGUACUUGUUCAGUUUGCUGGCCAAUUCGUCCAGAACCUGUAAGCCCACCCCAGCGCCUUGGCUAGCUGUGGAGCAUCAUUAAAAGAAAGAGUGUCAAUAAUAAAAAUAAUCCUAUUUUUCGCUUUAA
This is a messenger RNA of Scaptodrosophila lebanonensis, 950 nucleotides long. RefSeq lists its product as uncharacterized. The record is from RefSeq and is a predicted model, not a curated record. The transcript has 3 exons. The coding region runs from base 51 to 905 and encodes 284 amino acids. Lineage: Eukaryota; Metazoa; Arthropoda; Insecta; Diptera; Drosophilidae.